GUUUUCAUGUAGCUACAAGGUUCUUCAUCUCCGGCUGCCUCCUAUCCCCCACCCCUCUAUGUAGGCCUACUGCUACUGCAGUGACAGUCACAGUACACAGACACACUAUAUUGGGGCCAUCUGUUGCCCCGUCCAAGUGCUGCCAGGUGUCAGGAUGGUGGGUUCACAAAGGAACAGGGGAGGGCUGACCUAAGAAGGCUUAUAAGGUCAAUGGGGGAUGGGCAAAUGUGGUGGCUGACUGAUCAUACUGGUAAGACGGCCAACUCAUUGGAAUGACCAGCCUAGUGACAUGCAGUAUGUGGCGCUUUUAACAAAUUUAAGCUCAUAUUUAUUCGAACACGUGUAUGCAAUAGAAACAAAAUAAAUAUUUACAACAACAAAUUAUGCGGAACGCCCAUGAUCUGACAGACUAUCGUGAACAAAACACAUCAGCAAAGGAAGCCAUUUUAAACUAUGUCUUGCUAGCGCCCCUAGCGGUGGGGUUUGAGUCAACCACCAUUCUGCCUCGCGUCGAAUCUUUGUGCUCUUCGUCGUGUCGUAGCCAUUCCCUGUUGUUAGUGGAUUUUGGUAGCGUGUGUUCUCUUUGUCUGACAACCAGGCAACUGCAUGAUCAGCCUGGAUGUAGGAGCAACGGGUCGUCUUCUCGGGCCAACUGUUUACAGGCUGUCGCAGCAAGAGAAGAAAUCAAGGAUGGUUUUAGUGCAUGUCGGAUACCUGGUUCUUCCCGUGUUCGGCUCAGUAAGAAACAGAGGCUCCCACUUCACCCGGCAUCAGCAGAGCCAUGCUACCUCGUGCCGACACUUCCACCUAGGCCCGCAGGCGGCACAGCUGCCCCUCGACUUCCCCCCCAUGCCCCACCACCACCCAGGAGGACAAUCUCAACCAGGCCUGGCCCCCGCUCCCCCGCACCUGGCCACUGCACCCCCGCCUGGUCCGCCGCCACCAGCCCCGCCCCACCACCAGCAGCAGUCGGCCACUCACCAGCUCCAUGCGCCCCCCUCCCUCAACCCCAUUCCCCCGCCACCUCCACCGCCAGGCCCCCCCCAGUUCCAGGAGAUCCAAGCAGCCCCCUUCCUACCUCAGGCCUUACACCAGCAAUACCUCAUACAACAGCAGCUUCUGGAGGCACAGCACCGACGGAUCCUCCCUCACACCAGGCACACCCAGGAGAGAGCCCAACCGCCCCAACAUUUGAGGACAGGGUACGACUACAGCACGCCUCUGCACGUCCCCCAGCCAAUGACUCAGCAGCCUCGUUACCUGGCCGAAGGAACAGACUGGGACCUGAGCGUGGACACCAGUCUGUCUCAUCACCAGUACCACAUCCCCCCUUUGCCUCAGCCCUACCAGCACUAUCUCACCUCGCCCCGUCUGCACCACUUCCCCAGGAACACCUCCUCCGCCCAAGUGGUUGUUCAUGAAAUUCGAAACUACCCAUACCCGCAGCUUCAUCUGCUGGCCCUGCAGAGCCUGAACCCCUCACGGCAUGCCUCUGCUGUGAGAGAGAGUUAUGAGGAGCUCCUGCAGUUGGAGGACCGACUGGGGAGUGUGAACAGGGGAGCUGUCCAGACUACAAUUGAGCGGUUUACGUUUCCUCACAAAUAUAAAAAGAGAAGACCACAGGAGUUUAAGUUAGGGUUGGAAGAGGAGGAGUUGGACACGGAUGAAAAAUGCACAAUAUGCCUGUCGAUGCUCGAGGACGGAGAGGACGUCAGGAGAUUACCCUGCAUGCACCUCUUCCACCAGGCCUGCGUGGACCAGUGGCUGGUCACCAGUAAGAAGUGCCCCAUAUGCAGGGUGGACAUCGAGACCCAGCUGUCGCCAGAAAGCUGAUGGUGUUUCUCUCCCACAUGAGUAGCUUUCCGUCUGCCAGCCCUGUUAUGACAGCUCCCCACCCCUCCCCCUCCCACCUGUCCAUGGGCAUAGCCAACCACAAAUCACUUAAUGAGUGGGCAGAAAAAAAAGUGGGCCUGUUAUGAAGUAAACGUACACCUGGGCCUGGUAAAGAAGUGAACGAAUGUCCUGGCCCAUCCGCAGCUAUACCACCCAUACUCCCCGCAGCCUGACAUACCCCACCCAUUGGGUGCUUCGCCAAAACCCACUCACCAUUGACCUCCAAUCUUGCCUUCUGAGCCAGUUGAAGACUAAUGGCAGGGGAUAAGACACAAAGGCCUGAAUCACAGUUGUAUUUGUCAAGUUAAAUGGAAAGGAUUAUACCGUGGAAGAAGAAUCUAUCUGCAUGAUGUUUCUGAAAGUCGGAGUUGUAGGAAUCUAUAAGUCUAAGAGGGAUUUGUUUUGUAUUCGUUUUUAGUCGUACAGAGAUUGAGCAAAUCAUUGGUUUCCAAAUGUUCCAAGCAUGCAUCUGUAGUGUUGACAGGAUGUGUACAGUUUAUAUACCUCCCAACUUCCCCUGGCUGUUCCAACUCUCAGAAGAGAAACCAAAAGCUGUAGCUCUCACUAUUUCUCUUCUUUUCACUUCUUUGUCUUGCACUCUCUAUUUUUUUUUAAUGUUCACUGUUGAAGCAACCUCACACAUGUGCAAUGCUGCUGUUAAUUGUGGAAUUGGUCUAGAAAUAGAUAAGGCAUUUCUACAGUGGUGCAUUCACUUGUCGUAACUAGGAGUGUUGUAGAGCCUGAUCGCUUAUAAUUUGGCAUAGAUGUACAGUGAUUUGUGGGCUUACCAUCACCAUAGGAAGAAAGAAGAAAGAAAAAAAACAGAAAUGAAUGAUUGUAGGCCAUUCAUCUAGGAAAUGUAGUUGGUAUGUUUCUCCAUUUUGAGAGUUUUGGGCCUCCCCCUCCUUUAUAUCUAAAGGGACAAGAUCAUGGAUACUGUGUACUGGUGUGCAUGGUUUUAUCACAAAAAAAGAGCUCAAGCAAGCCAAUCUGUCUUCUGUACCCAUACCUAACCUGGACACGAGUUUAGAGAAAAAAACACACAAAAAAACAAACAAAAACAUACAUACAGUAGGCCUAGUGUAUCAGGGGGCUUUGUGUUGUGAGUGUUAAUAGAAGGCGCGAGUCUUAAGUGGUUGCUGAACUAAAACUAUACGAAUUAAGAAGUAACACUCAACACACGGGGUGAUGGAAGAAGACAAAAUGGAGAGUGUACUUGUUCGUCGGAUGAACAAUUAAUGACCCAAAGGCUACACAUCGAGCACAGAACUGGAACAGAAAGUGGUUGGAAUUUCUCAUUAGCCUGGUUCUUUUUCUUUUCAAAACAUGCAAAGUAGUUUUGGGUUGUUGCCAUUAUUGACUGAUUAUAAUGUUAUCUAUAGUUCUUAUUACAGUAUGCUCUCUGCAUCUCCAUCUUUCCACCUACAUGUUCUGUCCGCUCUCUGGUGUAGCCACAGGGUAAUAGUGUUAAAUCCCUUUUGGAGAUCCCCCAUACCUUGUUGCCUAGAAGACAAGCACAUGUGAUUUUUUAACCAUAGCAACAAGCCUACUUCACCUGUGUGUUCGUUAGCACUGUCGGUGUCUGGUAACUGCUUGAACCUUUGUGUAGACCGUUAGCAUUAGCAGUGGACAUGAAACGGGAAAUCCGAUCAGUAAACAGGAAGUUCAGUCUGUAUCGUGCAUGAGAGUUGUGCGUGACGUUCUUGGAGUAGAUUUAAAGUUUAAAAAAGGGAAAAAAAGCCAUUUGUUUGAUAUAAAAAAACCAAACAUGUCUUUUAAAGCUAUUUUUGGUUCUUAUUCCUUUUGUUUGUCAUGUUUAUUUGUUGUUGUUUUAAUUUUCAUCUUUUUCUUUUCUCCUGAUCAUUUUUAUUGAUUAUGCCAACAUGGACAUAUAGAGACAAGAUUUUUGAAAUGUCACAAUGUCCAUUUUCAUCUUUUGUAAGAUGUAGCUGCAAUGCUGGAGUACUAUUUAUUGUUGUCUUAAUGUAGCUAGCUAUCGUUUUUGUAAAUGCACUAUAAUAUGAAAUGGCCUAAUGUGACUGUGAGGGUUUUACUUGUCCCCAGCUGGUUUUUCUCUUUCUCACACUCUUCCUAUAUCUGUCUCUUCCUGUAUUUAACAACAUUUUUUGUCAUUAUGGACAAAAGCCGUCAUAUGCAGCAAAAGCUGUUGCUUUGACCCAACUCAAUUUACAUCAAGUGGCUGCAUGGAUCUUUUUUUUUCAUUGCAUGGGUUAAUCGUACCAAUGCCAUCUUCAUAACCUACAUGAUUACGGUAAACUGGUGAAAAACAGAUGUAUGCAUCGUGUUUACAUAUAAAGUUGGUUCCAUGUUUCAUUUUUAUAUUCGGGAAGGGCAGGUGAUUGGGAACCUACCCACCCCCAUCCCCACCCCCAAUCCCAGCCCCAAGGGAAUCCCAGAAAGCAGGUCUGGCCACUUGCACCAUAGAGGGUCAUAAGUUACAGUGCUAAGAGAAGUGCUCCUUUGUUCAUACACCAUAAUACAGAUCAAUUAAGUUUACCAUCCCCCUGAGUUACCCUAGCUGGGUUAGUCAAUACAGAUUAUCCAAUCACCUGGUUCCUAGACCAUGGUGUCUUUUUUUCCGUUUCUUUUUUAAGAUGGCUGCGCAGUUGGUGUUUCAUAUACAGUAUAUAGGAUGUAACUGUGAUGGCAUUCUUUGUUCCUUAGUGAGGCAUCCAGUGUUAUUGAUAUGCUAGCCCUUGUAUGAAAUGUUGUGUCUGAAAGUAUCCAUCUGCGCUUACUGUAUGUUGGCUACAAAUAGGGGAAAACACUGCCCCAGAAGAAAGCAUCACUUUUCCCAUUAGGUUUUUUAUUGUUGUUUCCCAAAAAUACAUGUAUCUUAGUGUUCUGUUUCUUCUAAAAACCCCUCAGGUGAAGUAGAACAGUGUAAAGAGUAUGGGGCCAUUCCAAGGAUCUUAUGCGUGACUUUGCCUGACCUUGUUUUUAGGAGUUUGAUUUCCGAGAUCUGAGACAAAGGUGAGGCUAUAACUUGCUGAAUUCUAAAAAAGUUUUUCUGGUGACGCUACUUGGGAGAAAAAUACAUUUCUAAAUUGCCAUGUUUCCCUCUGCUUUGGCUCUCCAUGCGCUCUGAAAAGACAUAGUUUACAAGAGAGGCUGUGUGUUUAAAAAUGCCUUAAGUAUUUAACAAUCAUUAUUUAUUACUAACUAAACAGAGAUGAGUGGUGAUUUGUUUUUAAUUUGUUUGUGUUUCAAAACCCUGAUUUAUUUAUUUAUUAAGACUUUUAGUAAAACAUGUAAAAUACCUCAUUGUGCAUAUCUUAAGUGGGAGUGCUUUGCAUGCAGUUGUAUAGUUUAAAACAGCGUACAUAAAAUGGCUUGUGCUGCAAAUUACAUUUGUAUGGUGGUGGCUGUGGAUCACAUUCCAUUUAAAGCAACUUAUACUUUUUUUGUUCCUGCCUUGAGGGCAGCUGUGGACAAAACUUGCAACAACAACAACAACAAAAUAACGGACUAGAAGUGUUUUGCAUGUCUCUCUCUUUUUUGCACUGUCAGCAUGGCCAAUGCUCUCUGCUGGUCCUAGCCACUUGUUUUUGUGUUCUGUGUGCAACUAUGUGUUUUGUUAGUUUUUUAUUUUUGUUUUACUAAUUUAAGCUUCUUUAAAAUGCAACGGUCUAUCCUUCUCCCUCUGAGAAACUCUUUUUGUUGUAGUCCCAUUCUGGCUGCCAUGCUUUGCUGUUGGCUUGCUAUUGGCUAAUGUGUUCUCAAUGCAUAUUAACCUGUCUGCUCCAGAUAUCAUGCAAAGUAGCAGUAGUGUAGUGACUAAUUCAGGCAAGUUUACUCAAAGUUGAUGGGUAGACUUCCCAAUCUUGGUUUUGUUUCUCUCAUGUAAUGCAUCUGUGAGUUGACUAUUUGGAAGUUUAGGUGGUUAGGUGACUAAACCUGCUUUCUGGACUUACCCCUCCAACCUCAUGAUGUGGGAAGUUGUCAGUAGUCAUGUAGAACUUUCAAGGGUUUUGUAAACUGGCUAUGAAAAGGUAUGGUCACUACAGUAUGAUUCCUACAUUCUAUUGGUUUAGACAUUAUUGCUGUUCUCAAUCCCACGGCUACACAUUGGCAUUGCACUUUUCUGCUUACAAGUUGUUCACUAUGACUAUUUUUUUGACAGCACCAUUGUUUAUCAUCAUAAAUUCUCGUACAAUUCUGAGACAUCUGUGGCUUGGUCCGUGGGUAGAC
Engraulis encrasicolus (European anchovy) is the source of this 6105-nucleotide messenger RNA. RefSeq names its product arkadia (RNF111) C-terminal like ring finger ubiquitin ligase 2Cb (gene ark2cb). Gene Ontology annotation, molecular function: ubiquitin protein ligase activity; zinc ion binding. The transcript is spliced from 8 exons. Gene Ontology annotation, cellular component: nucleus. NCBI's taxonomy places the organism in Eukaryota, Metazoa, Chordata, Actinopteri, Clupeiformes, Engraulidae. The coding region runs from base 607 to 1833 and encodes 408 amino acids. The record is from RefSeq and is a predicted model, not a curated record.